CCAGACCGCGGAGGAGCGACAGCGAAUAUCCCGGCGUCAGGAGCUAUGGACGGCGUGGAUGUGUGCGCCAUGAAAUAUGGGUGAUGGGCAACCGGUUUAUGGAUGACUGACAGCUCCAUCGCCCAAUCGCAUCAGCAGAGAUGAUAGCGACAGGCGGGCUUCUGCGCAUCUCCAGGCGCCAGGAUUCGCUGCCCUCAAAAACCCGUGCGGAGACCAAACGGAGGCGGCGGCGGGAAAAGAGGAAGAAGAAGAGAGAUGUGGUGGUAGUGAAGGGCAAGCUGCAGGUGUGCUCGCUCUCGGGCCUGGUGGCUGCCGUGGCCAUGCUGGUACUACUGGUGGGCAUAGCCAUGGCCGUGCUGGGCUACUGGCCCAAGGACAAGCCAGAGUACUCAGAGACAUGGGCCGCAAACAACUUCCAGACCACUAGAGGGAGCCAACCAAGAGGGAGCGCUCUCCUGAUGGCUUGGAACCACACAAGCAAUACUAAGCUGGGCCAGCAGAGAGCACUGAACUUGACCCGGGGGAAUGGGACCACCCUGGAGCGGUCAUCGCCACAGGCCCCCGCACCGCUGGGGAUUCUGGGAGAGCUGCUGGCCAGCUGCCUGCACUCGGACCAGCUAAAGAUGUACGGGCCGCUGGUGAUGGGCAUGGGCAUCUUCCUGUUCAUCUGUGCCAACGCCGUCCUGCACGAGGACCGCGACCGCCAGACCAAGGUCAUCGAUCUGCGCGACAUCUACUCCACCGUUAUCGACGCACACAGCCUGCGCGCCAAGGACCAGUCGCCGCUCAACGGUCUCGUCAACUACAUCCAGGGGCGUAGUGGGGCCGAGCCUGGGGUUGGAGACAGGGCGAGCCGAUCACAUGGAUCCUGGCCGUCUACGCUGUGGGGGUUUGGGUUCGGGUCCGGAGGAGGAGGGGGAUCGCGACGGCCCUCUUGCACACGUAGGUGCAGCUGGUGGCAUGAUGGGGACGGUUGGAGUGACACAGUGUACAGUGUCUAUCAGGAGAGGGACAUGGGGCUGGCAGCACGGCCAUGGGAGACAGGCUCCAUCGUCACGUCCUCGCUGAACGCCUUCACGCUGCCUGUCAUCAAGCUCAACAACCGUGAGAUGGAGGAAGGACCGGGGGGCGAGGAGGAGGAGGACGCAAGGAAGGUGACGCAGGGGGGGGAGGAGGAGUGGCGCGCGGGGAGCAGGGACAGACCUUCUUUCCCCAUCGCUAUAGAAACCAAAGCCGAGAUCUCCAGGGUGUACACAUCUGACUCCCAGAGCUCCCUGGGCACCAAGAGGUGGGGUCGGGGGUCGUCGCCGCGGUGGUCGCUGUCGGAGUGCGGCACGGCGCCUCAGCUGCUUCCGCCGGCGGAGGGGCGAAAGGUCGCAAGGUCACACCUGUCACUUAACUCCCUCUCUGACACGGCAGGCGUGCGGUGGGCCGCAGGCGGUCGCCAUGACGACCGCUCCCGCAGGUUCAGCUGCCCCAGGCUGGACCGCUCCGGCAGCAAGGGCUACAUCAAACUGGCAGACCUUGGGGGCGAAUCAUUCGAGGGACCAGAUGGGGGGACCCUGAUCCUUGGAGAAGAACAUGCUGGAAAGUCAGUGGUUGCGGCAGCAUCGUCGAUGGCUACGGUGGAGGUGCUGGUGGAGACAUGGGAGGUAUCUCAGGGGGAGAGACGAGCUGCAACGAGUGAACACACACUCGUAGAGCACACACUCAUGGAACACACUCCUGUUCACACACAGCAACCAGUAGCUCACCCGCAUGCUGUUGUCACAUGCUCGCCCGGUAGGUUCAGCAGUGCAGGGGGGGAUCACUAAAUCACCCUAAUACACACACACACACACACCACACACACACACAAACACCCUAAAAAACCACACACCCAAGCAACCUCUGCAGGAACAAUCUGCCCACGCAGAACAGCAAACUCUCUGCUGGACCUGCACCACCUCCACUCCAGGGUUGCGUUUCCAGAAAGUGUCGUUGAACAACUACACUCUGUUUUAGUUACCAUGGUGGUUGCUCAACGAUGCUUAUGGGAAAUGCAGUCCAAGUUGAAAACAUGGCAAAGUCUUACAGUUUGAUAUGGAUGAAAGUUAGUCCAUUAGACCUGCACUCAAUGCCAAACUGCACCCAGACCUUUUAGACAGCUGGUAACAUACUCAUCAUUUUUACCAAUUUGUGAUCAUCAUAAAAAGCAUCCUGUUUUUGUAUAGUUUCACAAAAUUGUGAACUGCACCUUUGAACAUGGGCUUAUAUUCAAAGACAUAUACACUACUGGGAAUGCACACUGUGUCUGCAGUUUAGUAGCUUUACCU
Molecule: messenger RNA, 2315 nt
Organism: Clupea harengus (Atlantic herring)
Lineage: Eukaryota; Metazoa; Chordata; Actinopteri; Clupeiformes; Clupeidae
Product: transmembrane protein 200A-like
Source: RefSeq, a predicted model, not a curated record